Molecule: messenger RNA, 3126 nt
Organism: Mytilinidion resinicola
Lineage: Eukaryota; Fungi; Ascomycota; Dothideomycetes; Mytilinidiales; Mytilinidiaceae
Exons: 8
Coding region: 1-3126 (1041 amino acids)
Biological process (GO): amine metabolic process
Molecular function (GO): copper ion binding; quinone binding; primary methylamine oxidase activity
Source: RefSeq, a predicted model, not a curated record
AUGGCUCUCGACCGCCUAAAGCAAGCUGCCUCCCAUAUCACCGGCCAGACUGAGCCUCCUUACCCAUUCGACCCUCUCUCCGAGUCUGAAAUUGAGAAAGCUGUUGCUAUCAUUCGUAAGGAGCACGACAACCUGUUUUUCAAUGCAGUUACGCUAUGGGAGCCGCGCAAGGCGGAGAUGAUGGCGUGGGUUGCAGAUCCAGAACACACACCUAGGCCGCACAGGGUUGCGGACGUGGUAGCGAUUGGCAAAGGGAGCAAGGUGUAUGAUGGAAUCGUGGACCUGAACGAGGGCAAGCUUGUGGCCUGGGAGCUAACCGAAGGCGUACAGCCCCUGGUACACUUGCAAAUAGUGGAGUUAGUGGUUCGGAAAGACCCCAAGGUCAUCGAACAAUGUGGGAUUCUUGGCAUACCGGCGGAAGAUAUGCACAAAGUGUACUGCGACCCUUGGACGAUCGGCUACGAUGAGCGCUUCGGGAGCAAUGUGCGCCUUCAGCAGGCACUGAUGUACUAUCGCCCACACGUCGACGACAGCCAGUACAGCUAUCCCCUAGACUUCUGCCCAAUUUUCAAUGCCGAUACUCAAGAGAUUAUUCACAUCGACAUACCGAAUGUACGACGACCGGUUAACGCAGCUCCACCAAACAACUACCAUGCCGCAUUUAUCGAAGCUGAGGGUGGCUACCGCACUGAUAUCAAGCCUAUCAACAUCACUCAACCAGAGGGCGUUUCUUUCACAAUGGAUGGACGAAUAAUCAGCUGGCAGAAUUGGAAACUACACAUUGGCUUCAACUACCGGGAGGGUAUGGUUUUGUCCAACAUCACCUUUGACGACAAAGGCAAUGAGCGACCAAUCUUCUGGCGCAUGUCUCUCGCAGAGAUGGUUGUGCCAUACGGCAAUCCCGAACACCCUCACCAGCGCAAGCAUGCGUUCGAUCUAGGAGAAUAUGGAGGAGGAUACAUGACCAACUCACUGAGUCUGGGAUGUGACUGCAAGGGUGCCAUCCAUUACCUCGACGCCGCAUUCGUCAACCGCGCUGGCGCACCGACAACCAUCAAGAACGCAAUUUGCGUGCACGAGGAGGAUAACGGCAUCUUGUUCAAGCACACCGAUUUCCGUGAUGACAGCGUAACGGUCACUCGCGCCAGGAAGCUCAUUAUUUCGCACAUCUUUACCGCCGCCAACUACGAGUACUGCGUCUACUGGAUCUUCCACCAGGAUGGUACCGUGCAGCUCGAGAUCAAGCUCACUGGUAUUCUAAAUACAUACUCUAUGCUCCCAGGCGAAGAUCUCCACGGCUGGGGCACAGAAGUGUACCCAGGUGUCAACGCCCACAACCACCAGCAUCUCUUCUGCCUUCGCGUCGAUCCUAAUAUUGAUGGACCGAAGAACACUAUCUUCCAAGUUGAUGCUGCGAGAGGAGCAGGCGAAGUCGGCUCGAAGGAGAACCCAUACGGCAAUGCUUUCUACGCAAAGAAGACUCGGUUCGAGACCCCUGAACAGGCCAAGAGCGAUUACGACGGUGCGAGCAGCAGGACGUGGGAGAUGAGCAAUGAGAGCAAGCUCAACCCAUACAGCCACAAGCCUGUCAGCUACAAGCUGGUGAGUAGGGAGGUACCGGUGUUACUGCCUAAGGAGAAUGGAUUGGUAUGGAAGCGUGCUGGUUUCGCUCGACAUGCCGUGCAUGUAACAAAGUACGACGACUCUCAAAUUCACCCUGCCGGCCGUCACGUGCCUCAAACAUCCGGCGAGCCCUCCGAAGGUCUUCCCGCUUGGAUCGCUGCCAAUCCUAACCAGAACAUCGCUAACGAGGAUAUUGUGCUUUGGCACACCUUCGGCAUUACCCAUUUCCCGAGUCCGGAGGACUUCCCCGUCAUGCCUGCUGAGCCGAUGACCUUGCUUCUACGCCCAAGGAACUUCUUCACGAGAAAUCCGUGCUUGGAUGUCCCCCCCAGCUACUGCAGCGUGCCGAGUGGCGUCAAGCAGGGCGUGAGCUUGGUGGAUAAGCUGUCGACAUUGGCGUUUGGAGGAGAGCAGAAGAAGGAUUGCUGCAAGAACCUCUUAACGUCCAAUUCCCCAUUCUCGAGCUUCCCCUGUGCUACGACAUGUCUCCAACCUAAGCAUGCGCACGCCAUACGCCGUUCUAUCCCCCACUGGCACAUAAUGCCGCGCGCCCUCCCACCGCUCGAGGGCCCUGUCCACGACCCGCCCCCGCGCCCUUCGAAACUGUCGCCAUCUGUUGUAGAAAGCGUAGCUGGCUUUACCGCGGGGGUUGUGAGCUGCCUGACAGUGCAUCCGUUGGACCUGCUCAAAAAUCGUUUGCAGCUAAACACUAAGACACGAUCAAAACCGGGCGACUCGUUCCGCAUCAUUCGCAAUGUUAUUCAGCACGAAGGCGGGGUGCGGGCGCUGUAUCGAGGCCUGUGGCCGAAUAUGCUGGGGAACUCGUUGGGGUGGGGACUGUACUUUCUCUGGUACCGUAAUAUGAAGGAUCUGCUGCAGGCGCGUCGAGGGCACGGCGAACAUUUGUCGUCUGGGGAGUUCUUCUCCGCGUCUGUGAUUGCCGGCCUCCUCACCGGCGCAUGUACGAACCCGAUAUGGGUCGUAAAAACACGCAUGCUGGAGCGCGGCGCCAACCACCCGGACGCCUACACCGGCCUAUGGUCUGGCAUGAAGCACGUAUAUAGGACGCGCGGGCUCAAAGGGCUGUGGGCCGGAUUCACGCCCUCUUCCCUCGGCGUCGCUCACGGAGCGGUCCAAUUCUCUAUUUACGAGAAAAUGAAGCACCGACGUGGUGCGAUGAUUGGCGGCGAGCACAAUCUGUCGAAUUGGGAGUACAUCUAUAUGAGCGGCGGCUCAAAGCUGCUCGCCGGCGCCAUUACAUAUCCUUAUCAGCCGAUAAGAGCUAGGAUGCAGACGUAUGAUGCGAACAAGAACUAUAACGGGUUGUUUGAUGUGUUGAGGAAGACGUGGAAGAAUGAAGGGUUUUUUGCAUUUUACAAGGGUGUCAUCCCUAAUACUGUCCGCGUCAUACCAACUACGAUUGUCACAUUCCUGGUGUACGAAAACACGAAGCUUUACCUUCCAACGUUCUUCGAGGAUGAAAUGAGUCACGAAGAGGAUUGA